CAUGAAGAACUGCUCGGAAGCAGCGGCGGAGAAGACGUGUCCAGUAGUGGCCGCUUCCUCGGCUCCCACGUGCGGUCGACCACGAGGAAGCCGGGACUGCGUACCUGAAUACAAGUCGUCGUAUUACGCUUCCCAUUCCUUCGUCGCGUGACCAGGAAUGGCAUUGAGGAAAGCAAGGUUAUGGGCCACCACAUUAUGCUGUCUUAUGCUCUUCCGGCAGGCUGGAGCUCAAGACCUGUACGCCCAAGUGAAGGAGAUCAGCAACCACACCGUCAUCUCCCAGUUCGAAUGGACAGUACCCGAUGCGCACGCCCUGAUCCAUAAAUCCUUCCUCACCCUGGGGCACAACCUAGGAGGACCCGAAUUCUACACCGGCAAACCUGGAUACAAAGUCCGGCUGAGCCUUUCCCUUGGCCGAGUGAAUCCGAACACGGGAGUGCCGUAUCUGGGAGUCUGGUUUACGCUUAUCCAGGGAAAAUUCGACGACGCCUUAGAAUGGCCCUUCCAAUACAAGUUCAACCUCACGGUCGUUUCGCAAAAUGCAUCAGACGGAGAUGCCCACGUUUCGAUGAACCCAAUGACAGCAAUAUGCAGACUGCGCAAGCAAUUCCAAAGACCGACAGAAAGGAAAAGUGACAGCGACGGUUGCGGUAAAGCAUACCUGGUUGCCCAUGACGCGCUGCCCAAGUUCAUCUCAAAUGAUAAGCUUCUCGUUCGCCUCACUAUAUUUCUGGAAGACAAAGGCGCGAUACCGAAACGAGCAAAAUCUUACAUUCGAGGGCAUCAGCUUGUCUCGGAAUUUCUUUGGACAGUUGAAGACAUUGACUCAAAGCUAGUGCAAGCAAGAAGGCAGGAGCUGCACUCCCUAACCAGCGAGCUCUUCUAUAUCAACUCCGAAAGUUACCUCAUGAUAUUGCAGCUAACGUUCCAUCCAGAAGACGAGUACUUGGGACUUUUUGCUAUACUUGUCCCUGGCGAGUUCGACGACUCGUUGGAGUGGCCGCUGACGUACAAUUUCGAGUUGUCCAUCGUGGAUCAGUCUCGUGGCUAUUUGACGUCAGACCGGAAGGGCCUUAUCGAUCCUACAUCUGGAAUAUGUAACCUGAAUGCGUUUACAAAGCCUCUAUUUCAUCCUAACAUGCCGUGUGGCUUCCGAAGGCUCGUGUCGUUUGAUGCCCUGCAGAAAAAGAAUUUCAAGAAGGAUGGAAAGAUCAUUGUACGAUUCACUGCAAUACUGGAGCAGAUGCCUAACUUUGCAUCGGUUUCUGUUAAAGAUCAGCAUAUUGUAGCGGAAUACACUUGGAAGGUGCCUAAUAUCGAAAGGAAAAUGGCUCUCGCGAAGUCUGGCAGACCAUCAAAUCUCCUCAGCGAGCGAUUCUACACCGGGCAUCAGGGAUAUCUAAUGCAGAUGCAACUCAAAUUUCAGAACAGUUCGAACGGCAGCAUAGGGCUCUAUCUGACCUUACUAGAAGGGGAUUACGACGUAUUUCUUCAAUGGCCUUUUGUGAAGAGGUUCGAUCUCUUGGUGAUUGACCAACAACACGGAGGUUACGGCAAUGACAUCGUCGUGUCGGUGGAUCCAAAUAAUCCUUAUAUCCGCAACGAAGCGUGCACUGGUUCGUUCUGGAGACCGUACGGCAGGAACGACGCUUGUGGUUCAGCCACUACAAUAUCUUACGAUCAAGUUUAUUCUCGAAAGUACAUUAGGUAUGGUGACUUGCUGGUCAAGGCCCUGGUGUACAUGAAAGAGAUCCCACCUCCAAACAUAGCCAGGCUGGUGUUCAGAGACGACGCAGUUGUGGCCGAAUACGACUGGCUUGUCCGGAAUGUGUUUGCCAAGAUAAUGCAGGCGAAACAUAGCAGUUUGCAAUACUUUGACAGUGACAAAUUUUACUUGUCUAACAGUGGUUAUAGGGUGAUGCUACGGCUAUACCCUGAGAAGGCUCAAGGCUAUGUAGGCCUUUACGUCGUGCUUAUUCGUGGAGCGUACGACAACGUUCUUGAGUGGCCAUUCAGACAAAAGUACGAACUCGUACUCGUUGACCAAUCAGGGGCUAAGGCUGACCUCGUCAAAGUGACAGAAGCAACAUCUGGAGAAGAUGGUUGUCCUGAUAUUGCCCUCAAGAAACCAACGCAUGACCUUGCAGAUUGGAGCUGCGGCGAGAGCCGCAUGAUCAGCCAUAGUGCGCUGCGUAACGGACGCUACGUAAAGGAUGGAACGCUUCGUGUACGCUUCCGAACGUACCUCAAGGAGUACGCUACUGAAAUAGCUUCAAUUACACUUCGUAACGGAACGUUAGCCACGGAAUACCUCUGGGCGAUUGACCACGCCUACGAGAAAGUUCAGCUGCUGAAAACGAAACAGCUUUCAAAGCUAGAAAGUCCUUUGUUCUACACGAACCAGCAAGGCUACGCGCUGCGAGUGAGCGUGGUACUCAACCCAGUAACUGCGUCUUUGCAAACGCUGGCCAGCAAUGAUGACCAGCAUGUGUUAGGCAUUUAUUUCACUCUGUGGAAAGGGAAGCACGACGUUGUUUUGAAGUGGCCGUUCCGGCAUGUUCUCCUGCUUACUUUAGUGCACCCGACACACACUGAAAGGGAACUGACCAAAAUGGUAGACCCUCGAAACGCUCGCUGUCCUUCGGAGGCCUUCAAUAGACCAAAGACAGCGCACAAUCAGAAUGCGUGCGGGUACUCGGCAUUUCUGGCUGUGGGUCAAAUUCACGAGUUCAUUACAGAUAACGUCAUGGUCAUUAAAACGACGUUGGAUAUGAGGACAUGAAUAAAUGCGGUAUGUGCAC
This is a messenger RNA of Ornithodoros turicata, 2801 nucleotides long. RefSeq lists its product as uncharacterized. Bases 158 to 2782 code for a protein of 874 amino acids. Lineage: Eukaryota; Metazoa; Arthropoda; Arachnida; Ixodida; Argasidae. The record is from RefSeq and is a predicted model, not a curated record. Gene Ontology annotation, molecular function: protein binding. The transcript is spliced from 3 exons.